GAGUAAUUCCUCAGACACUUCCAUAAUACUUUAAACAUAAACUACUCCCACGCUUCAUCUAAACAAAGCUUCUUCUAAUCCAUUUAUUUAAUAUCUCACAAUCAUUAUGGCGAAGCAAAAGGUAGUGAUCAAUGUGACGAUGAAGAACCAAAAAGCAAGGUCCAGUGCCAUGAAGAUUGCAGUUGGAGUUCGAGAAGUGGAAAGUGCAGCUAUAAAAGGAGAUAGCAAGGAUCAAAUAGAGGUAACUGGAGAAGGGAUAGAUUCAGUUAAACUCACAAGGCUUCUAAGAAAGAAAUUUGGCUAUGCAAAUUUGGUUAGUGUUGGUGAUGUGGAAAAAAAAGAGGAAAAGAAAGAAGAGGCAAUUGUGGUAUGGCCUAAUAGUGUUCCUGUUCCUCAUUGUAAUUGUUCCUUCGUAAGAUAUUAUGAGGAUCCUUAUAAUUGUUCCAUCAUGUGAAUGUCAUCAACAGGUUUCAAAAGAAGAAUUCAAUAAAUUAUUAUUAUAAAAUCAAUAAAACAAGCAUAAAGCAUA
Molecule: messenger RNA, 529 nt
Organism: Vicia villosa (hairy vetch)
Lineage: Eukaryota; Viridiplantae; Streptophyta; Magnoliopsida; Fabales; Fabaceae
Product: heavy metal-associated isoprenylated plant protein 46-like
Exons: 3
Coding region: 107-454 (115 amino acids)
Source: RefSeq, a predicted model, not a curated record